This is a messenger RNA of Cynoglossus semilaevis (tongue sole), 5792 nucleotides long. RefSeq names its product pleckstrin homology domain containing, family G (with RhoGef domain) member 4 (gene plekhg4). The transcript has 23 exons. The coding region runs from base 76 to 5202 and encodes 1708 amino acids. Gene Ontology annotation, molecular function: guanyl-nucleotide exchange factor activity. NCBI's taxonomy places the organism in Eukaryota, Metazoa, Chordata, Actinopteri, Pleuronectiformes, Cynoglossidae. The record is from RefSeq and is a predicted model, not a curated record.
UUCAGGGAGUUUCAUUGUGAAAAUGCUACAUUAACAAACUUCAAGGACUCUUGUUUUGAAAACACUAAUCAGAGAAUGUACUCUAAGGACUCUUACUGUGGAAACACCGUAAAGGGAUUACACUCUGAUGGUCAUUACACAGAAGACACCUCCAACACCAAAUCUGAUGACUUUUGUUGCGAAAAUAUAAAACAGGGAGCACAUUUAGAAGAAUCCUGUUGUAAAAACGUUAAGCCAUCUCCUGCCCCAGAGGAGUGCAUGUUGACAGUAAGUACUUGGUCACAGGUGUUGGGUGAAACGAACCCUGAGGACUCUUAUUGUGAAAAUACAACAAAAGGAGCUAAUUUGGAAGACUCUUGUGAUAAUAUCACACCGAGAUCAAACAUUAAUGUCCUUCAUUGUAAAAAUACCAACAAGAGAGCAGCUCCCGAUGACCUUUACUGUGAAAAUACCACAUCUACCAACACCAAGAAUGCUGACAGUGAAAAUGCUAAACAGAGAACACACAUAAAGAACUCUUUUUGUGAAAACACGGUGAAGAGACGGCAUUCUGAGGGCACGUACUGUGAAAAUACCACUCAAACAAGUUCAGAUUUCUUUAAUUGUAAAAACCUUGUAAAAACCUGUGCAAUCCUUAAGCUGUCUCCUGUCUUUGAGGAGCACAUCUGGACAGGGAGUACCUCCUCAAUAAAGCUGUCAAGUGGCACAGAAGCAUUCGAAAUAGGAGAAGAAGAAGAGGAACGAGGAGAUGACCCACAGGAGGACAAAGCGGAGGCGCAGGAGCAAAGCAGUGUCGAGCAGGAGCUGAAGAACAAACAUGAUCAAGAAGUGAAGCAAUGUGUUUUUGAAGGAGAGGAGCAGCAAGUAUGGAAGGAGCAGCUGGAAGAGGAGAAACAAGAAGAAGAUGAAAAGGAGCAAGAGAAACAAGAAGAGAAUGAUGUUCAUGAGAAGCUAAAGUGUAGCUAUGAAGAAGAGAAAGAAAAGUGCAUUUGUGAAGGAGAUGUGGAGAAAGAGGAAGAGGAGCAGCACCACGCCUCGGAAGAUCAAGAAGAGAAUCAGCAUCUUGUGGAGAAGAUUGAGGAAGAGAAGGAACAAACCUGGAACAGUGAAGAAGAGUGUCGGCAGAAAGAGGAAGAUCUGCUGGUAAAAGGAGAGGAGGAUGUGGAGGAGCCUCAAAAGGAAGAAGAAAAAGCAGAGAAGCAACAGCAGGAAAAGAUGGAGCAUCAUUGUGGCCAUGGAGAUAAGGAGGAACAUGACGAAGAGGUGGGAGCAGAAGGAUGUUCAGAUCUGGAGGCUGAAGGUUUAACCACUGACUCUGCUGAUCUCCAGUCAGAACCAGGACACCUGGGACUUUCAGCUGAUUCUGUCUCAAUCCCAAAACACUUCCCUGUGAAGUCCCCAGAGACGGUUUUGUCCAACCAGGCUGUCCAAUCUCACCAGUCCUCCUGUCCCCCUAAAUCGACGCAGUCCCUUCAGACCUUCCACUCGACACAAUCUUCUCAGGCCCUUGACCACAACCGACCCCUUCAGAUUCCACCGUCGGUCCAAAUCCAUCAAGUCCUUCAGUCUCACCGCCUCUCCCCGUCCCCUAAUUCCCUCCUGUCCCAUCAGUCUGGCCAGUCUUCAGAGUCCACUCAGUCUCCACUGUUUUCAUAUAACCACGUGUCAUUUCAGUCUCCCCCGUCCAAUAACCAUCUCAAAUCUCCACAUUCUUCCAAUGUGUUGGAGUCACCCCGGUCCACAUCAAUCUUCCACGCCCCCCAGAUCUUCCAUUCUUCACGAUCCCCCCAGUCUCCACAGUUCCCCCAGUACUCUAAGUCGUCUCAGUCCACUUUUUACAGCCUGCUACUGAACUCUGGAGCCGUUUGUCUUCCAGGAAGCACAGAUAGAAACGGGCGGGCUCUGCUCACUGUCUCCACCUGGAGCUCAGUAUGGUCUCAUCCUGACUGUGAGGGAGCAGACCUUCUCCACCUCCUGCUCUAUUACAGCUCCACCCUCAGGGAGGAAGUUCGAGCGUCGGGACUUACAGUGCUGGUGGAUGCACGCAGAACUGCUCCCGUACCCGCCCUCUUCUCCGCCCUCAGGUGUCUGCAGGAAAAAAAUAGUUCUGUUCAUACUGUGUUGCUGCUGGUUGAUAAAGAUUCCUCUUACAUGCGUGUGGACAAACGGACACUUCCUCAGGUGGAGGUGCUGACGUCUCUGAAAUCUUUGGACAGACAGGUGGCGCUGCAGCAGGUUCCUGUUGAGUUCGGAGGCUCCUUCAGCUUCAGUCAAAGCAGCUGGCUCUACUUCAGAUCGAGGGUGGAGCAGCUGACCAAACAAUGCCAAGAUGUCAUCAGGUUGCUGCAGGAGACCAUCAACAUCCUACAGACCACGCCCCUUCCUGCUGCUGCUCAGGAUGCCGAGCUGCUGUCCUCCCGCUACAAGUCAGCGAUGUCUAGUGUGCUUGCAGACAGCCGCCUGGUGCAGUUACAGCAGGAGGGGGGGGCCUCUCUGUCAUGGCUGCGUAGAGAGGCGGAGUCGAAGGCGUGGUCAGCGCCAGUGGAGAAGGUGUCUUCUCUGUACAAUCAGGUGGACGAACUUCUUCACUGUCUGGUGACACUGUCCAACACCAGGACGAGGCAGCUGAGCUUCAUCCUAGACUUCAACAGCCUGGAGCAGGAGCUUACUGAGGUGAGUUUAUGGCUGCGGCAAGAAGCAGAGCCUCGUCUGAAGAAUCUGAGUAAAGAAGAAGAGGAUGAUUCUCUCCAGCUUGUCAUCAAGAAACAGCAGCAGUUCAAAGAGUUGUAUGCCAGUGCACAUGACUACUGUCAACGUGGAGAGGCUUUGCUCAAACGUCUCGAACGCUGGGAGGGUGUUUCCACAGCUGACCUCCAUGUCUAUGAAGUCAGGAUCAACUCUUUCUGGACUCUGGUUCAGAGUUUUUCUGAGCGACUAGAGGCCACAGGACAGAAUAUCCAACAGGCCUGCCAACUGUACCGCUUCUUAGACCAGGCCUAUGGAUGGGCGUUGGCAGGCCUGCGUCACCUUGCAGGUGUCAGUAUGGAGGAAUGCACGCUGCCCAACAAAUGCCAGGCUGUGAUUGACUCCCUGCAGGAAUACCAGAGCCAACAUCCACCAAUCCCUGAUGCUCGUUUCCAGGAGAUGAAGGUGGAGGCAGAGAAGCUGCAGGGAGAGCGUGGCCUCCGUCAGUGGAGCUUCGCCUGGUCCAAGUGUCAGGAAACCAGCAAGAUGUUUGACAGGAAGUUGGAGACUGCACUUAAGACACGAGAUGCUGCCCAGAGAAGGAGCUCUGUUCCCAGCCUGAGUCCCACCUCCUCUUCCAGUAAAACGGAACUAGGAUACUCGGACUCCUCCUCCUCCAGCUCUUUAUCCUGUCCUGUGACUGAGGAUCUCGACGUAUCCAUACCUCCACGCAGCUCCUCUUUCGUGCUUCCUCGCUCCUUCUCUCCCAUGUCUUCCACACCUGUGCAGCGGCGCACACCACUCCUCUCUCGUCUGAACUCCUCCUCCAGCAGAAAACAGCAGCUCAGAAAGACGCACAGUUUCGACUGCCCGCCCACUCCCGAGGCAUCACGCUAUGGAGCAUGUCCACGUGCCCACAGUGAACCGGUGCGGAGAGGAAACACCGGCGUGUUCAUUCGCGGCCUGGAGGUCAGCAGCACUGAGGCAGCCGACCGCACACUGUGCCCCAGGACGCCUGCUCACAGAUGGGCAGGGCCAGGAGCUCGCAGCCCAGGGACACCUCCUGCAGAGGCACGCCCACGGGGGAGUAAACUGCGUCACAUCAUGGAGGAGAUGGUAACCACGGAGCGAGAAUAUGUGCGGUCCUUGCGUUACAUCAUCAUUCACUACUUCCCGGAGAUGGAGCGCUACGACCUUCCUCAGGACCUGAGGGGUAAACGCUCGGUCAUCUUUGGAAACCUGGAGAAACUUCUGGACUUCCACAGUCAGUUCUUCCUCCGUGAGCUGGAGUCAUGCUGGAAACACCCUCUCAGAGUUUCACACUGCUUCCUGCGACAUCAGGAGCAGUUUGCUCUCUACGCCCUUUACAGUAAGAACAAACCAAAGUCUGACACCCUGCUGGCCAACCAUGGAAACUCCUUUUUCAGGAGGAAGCAGCUGGAGCUGGGUGAUAAGAUGGAUCUGUCGUCGUACCUGCUGAAACCCAUCCAGAGGAUGAGUAAAUAUGCGUUGCUGCUCAAUGACAUCAUCAAAGAGGUGGGUGUGUCCCAAGAGGCGGAGCUAACUGCACUGCAGGCAGCAGCCCACAUGGUCAAGUUUCAGCUGCGCCAUGGCAACGACCUACUGGCAAUGGACGCCAUCCGAGACUGUGACGUGAACCUAAAGGAGCAGGGUCAGCUGAUACGGCAGGAGGAGGUGACCGUGUGGAGCGGCCGCAAAAAGUGCCAACGCCACAUGUUCCUCUUUGAGGAGCUGCUUCUCCUCAGUAAAGCCAAGAAGAUGGAAGGAGGUCUAGACGUCUUCAAUAAACACGCUUUCAAGACUGCAGACAUCGGUCUGACAGAGUCCAGUGGGGACAGUGGCCUCAGGUUUGAGAUCUGGUUCAGGAGGAGAACCAAGGCAAAGAACCAGACCCUGGUUCUGCAGGCGGCCACAGCCCUCUCCAAACAGCAGUGGACCAGUGACAUUGCCCGCAUCCUGUGGAGGCAGGCCAACAGGAGCAAAGAGAUACGUCUACAGGAAAUGGUAAAUAUGGGUGUGGGCAGUAAACCCUUCAUGGACAUUCAGCCGAGUGAUGCAGCCAUCAGUGACCGAGCUGUUCAUUACAUCAUGAAAAGCAGAGGUGCCAGGACGCGGGCGUCCAUCGCCGUCUCUGUCUUAGAUCACAUCAACCCGUUCAAACGAGGGGUGGUGACCUCUGACCUGGGAACAUCUGCUUCCUCCAGUCUUUUGGGAUCCUUGGACCUUCACAUGUUCAGCCAAUCACUGCCCAGCACUGCCGACAGCUCUUUCAUGUCUUCCUGUGUGGAGGAGGACGAGCAGGAACAUGAGACCAGCAGUCAGCCGUCAAUGACCACAGAAAGUUCUGGCUCCUCCUCUCGUUGUCUGUCUGGUUCUACAGGCUCCGACAGCGGCUGUGUCUCAACCCUCCAGCCGGAGGAGCCGCAGCUACACUCCUCCUCGUCGUUUAUUUCAACAAAACCUGCUGCUGUCAUCGGUCCAUCGACCAUCGUCUGAGUUCUUUCACCUUGUUUUUUUUUCAGAUUUACCUCAGUAACACUAAUUGACCACAAGAGGGAGCAGCACCUUUUGCCAAGGUCUAAUCGUCGUGUCCGCCUUCGCUUUGCUUCAGUUUGAAUGUCAGCGUUACACUUUCACUUUUAUUUAUACUGUUUUUUUUCUUUGUAUUUUCUGUAAAUAUGAAGUCUUAACUGUUCUAACUGAUCCAGGGUCGGUGUGUGUGUAAAUACACGUUCACAGUGAAAUAAACUCUAGUCCAACUAUUCAUUUGUCUGUUUGGCUGCAUCUUUUUCUGCCCCAUCAUUUUAGGAGGAACUGAUCUCAGGUGGUUUUUACGUGGACUAGCUGAAGAAAAUGGACCAGACAGUGGAGGCGUCACUAAACAUACAGGGCAGACUGUUGUUUUGAUACAAACUCAGCACUUUCUUUAUUGCGUGCACAGUGAUGAUAGAAAUAGAAGCUGUGUGUUUUAUAGAAAAGCUGGUAAACCAACCCACGGUGUACUGUACAUUCAGUAACAAACAAUAAAUAUUUUACUGUCAAACUUGUAAAAAUAAACCGUCACUGAUCUUGUAGACAGAUUAUCA